AUGUCUUUCAUGGUAGAUGCGAAAAAGAAUCAUCAUCAUCAUCCUCCGAUAACGAAUAUUGGAGCGAUUAAUUGUUCAAUUUAUAAUUUGGAUGCAGCCGAUAUGUACUCAACUUUUCAGCCUGAUCCCGUUCCCCCUGCUGGGGCCAUUAUGCAAUUUUUCGUUUCUCAGACACUAGCUAAACUGAGUACAGUAACCACAAAGUUAUUGUUUGCAUUUACUGAUUUAUCUGGUAACAUGAUAGGUUAUACCGUGCAUCCAGUUGAAACAAGUAUACCCGUUAUUCAAGAUAGUUACAAUGUUGUAGUGCCCGACUUUAUUCCUGAUAAUCAUACAGUUACAGUUGUAAUAACCGACAUUGAUGGAGCUAAUAACUGUAUAUCAUUUUCCCGCAACAGCCGUGGUCAAUGA
Dentiscutata erythropus is the source of this 411-nucleotide messenger RNA. The record is from the annotation of a GenBank genome assembly. Lineage: Eukaryota; Fungi; Glomeromycota; Glomeromycetes; Diversisporales; Gigasporaceae.